Molecule: messenger RNA, 3857 nt
Organism: Dreissena polymorpha
Lineage: Eukaryota; Metazoa; Mollusca; Bivalvia; Myida; Dreissenidae
Product: shiftless antiviral inhibitor of ribosomal frameshifting protein homolog
Exons: 8
Coding region: 176-1030 (284 amino acids)
Biological process (GO): viral translational frameshifting; innate immune response
Molecular function (GO): ribosome binding; sequence-specific mRNA binding
Source: RefSeq, a predicted model, not a curated record
AAUGGUGUAAUGCUUGAUGAUUAGAUAUUUAAUUUACAUGUGACAGUAUCUUUUUCUAAAAACUUGCCAUGAUUAUGGUUCGUCGUAAGGUAAAAAUAAACAUAAACUAUGAUUAAUCUAUUUUUUGCGUGAGCGUUUGUUUGUCUGCUGUAAUUUUAUUUGUCUCAGAUAAACCAUGUCUGAUGACGACGAGGGACUUAGGAAUAUUCCAGAAGAAUGGGAACGAAUAAGAAGCAUUCGACGUUUCCGAGAACUGUUCCACGGUCGCUUCUCUGAUCGCGAAUCAGAGACCAUUGUCGAUCACUUCGAUGGCGAUAUGCAUCACUCGGUGUCGUUCGCCUUGGAAGCAUCCCAAGCGGAAAUCCAGAAUGUAUUAGGAAAUCACGGGUGGCAUGUAGUGGAGUACGUCCGUCAACGUCAGGUGAUGCAAGACGUCGCGCGUAGGAACGAGAUCAGCGCAGAAAUCCGACAGUUCAGUUGCGAGCAAUGUGACCAUAUGUGGUGGAGAAAGGUUCCGACAAGAAAGCCCGUAUCCCGAUGUAACACGUGUCGAAAUCGCUUUGACCCUCUUCCAUGUGACAAAGAGUGGGGAUGGGCAAAGUUCAUCUGUCCAAACUGCGGAAAUGAGUUCAAUCAAUUCGGGGCGAUGGACGUGAGCCUACUAAGAAACAUGCAGGGACAAAUGUUGCAUGGUACAAGCAAGUGCCUCUGCUUUGGUGCCGGCUGUUACCCUCCUACGCUGGUGGAGCCGACUGAGAUCAUGCCCCCAAUCCGACGUCCGUCUCGCAACGUUGUACACUGCUCGGCGUAUAAUUGCUUCCGGCGUUACCAUCCCAACCCUGACGAACCAAUAAUACCAGUCUGCGUUCACCCAGCGUCUCUCAGAAGAGUUCCGGUCAAUGUUUUGGUUCCCGCCGCCAACCACGUGAGCACGGGAUCCACGGUGAAAACGUUCCUCACCCAGGACGAACUGGCUGCACCUUACAUUCCCUACGAACCAAGUUUAGCGGAUAUCGAUGGUAGUGACUGAUGUAUACAAAAGCACGAAUACCUAUUUAUGAUCGAGUUUAGAAUUGGUUUACUGUUACCGUCGAUUUGUUCAAGUCUUGCUUUGAUAGAUAUUAUACCAUUCACACUUACGUUCGAGACAUAUUUAGGGUAUCUUGUAUUUUUCGAUAUUAGUCGAUGGUUUACAAUAUCAGUACUAUUUGGCAAACGUAAUGGAGAGAUAAUGAUGUCACACUAAACAUAGCGAAGUUGGGCAUGUAUUUCUGAAUCCAAGUAGUAAGGACUCGACAAGGUAUUAGUAUGCGAAUUUUCAGAACGAAUAAAUUUGCAUUGAUAUCAAUAAUGAUCAUCCAUGCUUAUGAUAUGAAAUGACACGGGACGAUUAAGUUGAUGCUCCAAAAUGAAUUUUAAAGGGGACUAUUCACUUCAAUCUGAAAACAAAAUAAUCACAACAAAAUUGUACUUGUUACUAGGUGUGUUGGCAUUGUGUCAUAGAUUUCAAGAGAUACGUUUAUGCUACUAAAGAACUGUUGACUAUUUUUGUUAUUACCUUGUGAUUGGAUUGGGGCUUCUGCUUUUGCAUUGAUGUUGAUUUUAAAACGUUUACUUAAAUAUGUAUGUUAUAUAAAUAUGAUUUUAAAAUUGGGACCAUGUGCAAUGAAACAGCAAUCAUGGGAGAGACCAAGGCAUUAAUAUAAAUGAAUAAAGAUAAACAUUUUUUUGAAUAUGUUUUCGUGCAAUUGUAUUAUGUUAAAAAUAUUGAUUAGGUAGUAUCACUUUCAUACUUGUAUUUCCCAAAUAGGAAUGUAUACUUGUAUUUAAUGACAUAUCUUACAGUAAGAACAGUAUAUUUUAUUUUAUACAAGAUACCAUCGUUAUUAAAAGUUUGUUCUAACUAGACAAGAUGUACAUGUAAUCGUUUGAAUAUAAUCUACCUCGCAGGUAAACUACACGUAUUGUAUGUGUAAAAGUUCGAAAAUAACAUCCGGACGAUAGAUAUAAACUGACCAGCUAUAAUUCGGCAGUUGUAUAAUUGUUGUUUUUUCUUCCAGAACUGCACGACGAUGAUCGUAAUACUGUAUCUAAGUUGUUUUUUUUAAAUCUUUUUUAUCUAAAAGACGAGAUACAGUUAAAACUUUCAUAGUUCAAUUCCAUCGUGCCUUAGAACUUAGAACGUUACAAUCGGGUGAUCUUUAAAGCUUUAUGCUUCUAAAAUAAAAAAACCCAUCAAACAUUCUAUGACAGCGGCUGUCAUGUCCGACAUACAUUUAUUCCUUUUUUAUUUGAAAUUUCACGUGUACAUUUAUUUAAACUGCUGUUUAAAUGUAUAAGGGCGUUUAACUAAGAUCUAAAAAUCAUCUCGACCCUCCAUAUUGUAAGUUUAACUGUAUGAUUUUAUGAUAAAGUUAAACAUUGAGUGAUGGUUAAAAACCAAUCAAACUAUUAAGACCUUUUGCAUGUAGAUUGUAUGCGCUUGCUUUCAAUAUCAUACAGAUUUGUUUCAAGCAACUAUAUACCAUUUUACUAUCAACAUUCUAUUUUCGCAAUCUUAAGCCAUCACAUCCAUACGAGCAAUGAAUUUAUAUACAAUUAAUUAAUAUCUUUUAAUUGAACGGACAGAUUGCCCAUAGUUUAUUCAGACUUAUACAAUAGUUCAUCGUUUUCAUACUAGAAAUAUUUUCUGUCACGUGAAUACGAAAAAUAACAUAACAUAAUAUAACAUAAAAGUUACAUACAUACUUCAAAUACAAAAAAACAAUUUAUGGAAGAACAAGUAAUUUGUAUCUAGGGAUGAUGAAAUCUAUUAAACAGUAUUACGUAGGAUCGUAUUUCUACUAACUAAAGCUUCUUUUAUGUUUUUACAUAAAUUUGAAAUUAUUAAUCUAUCACAUAAAACUAACAACUUGUGGAAUUUAUACACAGAUGGGUUAAUAUAAAAUAUAUGGCUAAUAUACUGUUUUCUCAAAUCGAUGUAACAGUGGCAAAUACAUAUGAAAUGGUAUUCGUCUUCUUUAUCAACGGAAUUACAACACAGACAAUCACGUGCAUUUCGUGGAAUAUUGUUCUGAGGAUAUCUGCCCGUUUGGAUUCUCAACGGAUGCGCAGAGACUCUAUUAAAGAAUAAACGCAAACGUCUAGGAAGUAAGUCUAAAUAGUCUUCGUAUUCCAAAGAGGAUUUAUAAACUUUAUAUAUAUCUAAAACAGUACUGCUAUUCAUUUUACUAUACCACUCUUGUUUAAAAUUAUCAACAAGUCUACAUUUGAACUCUCUAACAAAACUGUUUACUUGCACAACGUUUGUAUUUGCAAAUACAUAACCGAAUCCAUAAUAAUUUAACGUGUUCUUAACAUGUGUGACCCAAUUUUUAUAACCUUUAUUAAAGCUUGUUUGUAAACUGUUUUCAUAAUAAUAUUUUCAUUGUAUAGAAUUUUAAACCAAAACUUUAUAAUGUUAACAUACCUGUUUACAUACAAUGGAUAUCUACCUAAUUCUCCAUAAACAGCAACAUUACAUGUAUUUACUUCAACCUGAAGCAAUCGUUUGCAAAAUGUUAAAUGCAUGCGUUCUGUCAUCUGACUUUGCGAAAUCCCAUACUUCUGAAGCAUAAUUUAAUAUAGAACCAACAAAGGAGUUAAACAACUGACAUAAUAUUUUUGGCUCUAUAUCAAUGUCAAGACAUUUUAUCAAUUAUAAUGUAUUCAAUGCUUGAAGGGCUUUCCCAACCAAAUGUUCUUGGUUUAAUAUAAAACUUCCAGUAUUAUUCAACACCGUGUCUAAAUAGUUAAAGUUAUCAACAACUUUAAUAUCAUUACCACUGUAUGACCAUGUUUCAUUUUCUUUUAAUUCU